AUGUUAUCUGAAGAGGAUCAUUUAGGAGAUGGGGAUGAAAAUGAAACAUAUCUUGUUCCUUCAACUGGUCCCCCAGUUCAGGCAGAUCUACCGAGACGAACUUGUGUGAGGAAGAGAAUAAUGAUUGUGAGUGUCAUCUUAGCAAGUUUAGCCCUGACUGGGGUAGUGUUGGGCUUGGUCUACUACUUAAAGCUAGGUCAACCUUCCACCACCAGAACCUACUCCUUUCAGAUCAAGCAGACGAAGAAAAAAGUUGGUGACCGAAAGUACAUGGUCAAGACAAUUAAUGGCAAGAUACCAGCGCCUGCAAUACACGUCAGACAAGGGGACAUCCUCCAUGUUACAGUGACUAACGGACUUGCUAACAGUGGGGUCACUAUUCACUGGCACGGUCUGAACAUGAGGGGAUAUCAGGUGUACGACGGAGUGGCGGGUGUUACACAGUGUCCCAUAGUCCCGGGGACAUCUUACUUGUAUCAGUUCAAAGUAGAGGAUCUGCCCGGCACUCAUCUGUAUCACACCCACAAUAUGUUGUCUGAUGUCACACCCUCCGGUCUGGACUUUGUCCGUGGACCACUCAUUGUGCACGAUACAGAUGCGGUCAUUAUUCCUGAAUGUACUUCACAGGAUUGUUACCGGAUAGGAAAUGAGAGGAUUCUCUUAUAUCAAGAUCUUUAUCCAAACUAUUUAGGGUCAGGUGUGCUUAAUGGCGAGGAGACUCACGAAAUAGAGGUUGAAAAUGGAGAGCAUAAGUUCCGAAUUAUCAACGGAGGGAAUAAGUUCGCAUUCUUCUUCAGUAUUGAUGGAUACAAGCUAAUAGUGACUGCCACAGACGGGCACACUGUUGAAGCUUAUGAAACUGACUUGAUUCUCAUUCAUUCAGGAGAAAGGUAUGAUGUCUUGGUCAACUUCAACAUCACACUUCCGACGGAAAAUGUGUGGAUUAGAGCAAUGGAGAGAGAUAAUGAAAACGAAGGAACAUUGGGCGUACUUAGAAUUAGGAUGAACGAUUUAAUUCCCUACAAUAAAGAAAUACCCCCAAACAAGGACCUUACAGUAGAGAUGGACACAGUAAACAUACUCAACUGUAUGUAUCCUGAGAGACCGGAACUGAACUGCAAACUUCUCACAGACCUAGUUCCUACAAGACAGCAGAGUUUGUUGGGUUCUGUUGAAUAUCACACGGUAGAUUUUAUGGAGGGUAACAGUGGGGAGUGGUUCGUUUCAAUGGACGGGGGGAAAUACACACAGAACCUAGUUCCCCACAUUCCAGUAAUCAUGUCUGCUGCUAAAGAUAAGGUGAACUCACACACACCCAUCCUAUCCGUACCAACAAACAGAUCCGUCACUAUAGUGCUCCGAAACAGAUCCUAUCUAAGCCACCCCAUGCACCUGCACGGACACCACUUUGAAGUCCUCGAAAUAGUCACAAGAAAAACACUAGGAUGUCAGGAUGACCUUUGUCCGUUACUGGACAUCAACACUGACUUCUCAGAGCCAAUAGAAGAUCUGAUGAGGAGGUCCAGACAGGGGGUCCUGAAGGACACAGUAAUCCUACCAGCUGGAGGAGCAGUGGCACUGAGACUCAACACUAACAGCCCAGGGGCAUGGUUUCUCCACUGUCACGUGUCCACACACUUACGGGACGGGAUGGGGUUAGUUCUGAACGAAGGAGGUUACCUCUUCUCACAGGACAAGUUCCCUCAGGAUUAUCCCGAGUGUGACUCCUCAUGGACUGAGCUUCAGUCGACUACUUGCAACUGUACUGAUUAUAGAAGUGGGCUUGAAGUGAGAUGCAGUAGGUCCUGGUUGUGCGGAGCUGGUGGUGGUUAAUGACACUGCCACGUGAAACUUCAUUAUUCCAGAUCCAGAAUGCCAGAUCGGAAUGCUAUCUUUAUGACAUUUAUUAUUCUUGAGUUAUGCAUGUUCAAUUCCGUGAAAUGACCCUUCACACUAUGCUUAGAAAAUAUUUUAUUUUAUUUUUGACUUACUGUAAUUCUUUGAUGUAAUAAUGUAUAUAUUUUGAAAAUUUGUCUUCCAAAAACUUCUUUAACACUAUCCUAA
This is a messenger RNA of Bolinopsis microptera, 2064 nucleotides long. RefSeq lists its product as uncharacterized. Gene Ontology annotation, molecular function: copper ion binding; oxidoreductase activity. Bases 1 to 1833 code for a protein of 610 amino acids. NCBI's taxonomy places the organism in Eukaryota, Metazoa, Ctenophora, Tentaculata, Lobata, Bolinopsidae. The transcript has a single exon. The record is from RefSeq and is a predicted model, not a curated record.